Messenger RNA from Oncorhynchus nerka (sockeye salmon), 1296 nucleotides. RefSeq lists its product as uncharacterized. The record is from RefSeq and is a predicted model, not a curated record. Lineage: Eukaryota; Metazoa; Chordata; Actinopteri; Salmoniformes; Salmonidae. The transcript is spliced from 6 exons. Bases 100 to 780 code for a protein of 226 amino acids.
CCCCCAGAGCUGGUUGAAGAGGUGAGUAUUUAUGACGUCCUGUGGGAGACCAGUGAGAGAGUAGCAGAUGAGAUCCUCGACUCAGCCUUCCUCCGAGGGAUGUAUUCCAGACGUCUGCCUGCCCGCUGCUAUGCUGACUUCUGCCACCAGGAGGUGCUAUACCUGGACAGAGUCAUCACCAUGCUGCGGCUGCUGAUCAGAACAGUCCAGGGUCCUCCAGACAUCAUGAUGUUUCUCCAGAGAACACAUCAACGCUACCAGGAGUCACUGAAGAAGGCCCAGAUCCAAACUCCACCACACCUGAACCUGUCCUCCAUCCAGCCCUCUGCAGCUGUGCGUCAGUACCUCCAGAGCUUCCAUGACAUUGUAAAUGAGGAGCCCAUUUACUGGCUGGUGUCUCUGCUGCCCAGAGCCCUGCUCAGACCUUACCUGGCACAGAACCUGCCCCUGGGAGAGAGGACCAGACCAGGCCCCAGCCCCUGCCUCUACCCCUGGCUAAACCUCUUCCCCUGCCCCUGCUACCAGUGGGGGGGAGAGGACAUGAAGCCAGACCAGAGGAACCAGAAGGAUGAGUCUGGGACAUAUUACAGGCAUCUACUGGAGAAGUACCAGGAUGUGAUAGACGUCUACAAGGCUGUCAACAUCUUCAGAGUCCAGAUGAUCAACGAGAAGUCUCUCUUCACCUCCAGCUGGUUUCCCACUGGUGACGAGGAGGAAGAGGAGGACCAACCCAACCUGUGGUCUGUGGAGUCUGGUCCUGACGUUAGGGUGAAGCUGUAGCAGUGCAUCUGUAGAAUACAGGGAGCUGAGUGUGUAAGGCUGUGUGUUGGCUUUCACACUGGGCAGGACUGUUCCUCUUGUCAGACAUAUUCCAAUAUUUUUAUGUUAGUAACUUUCACCAAAUAACUACUGUUUAAACUGUAUUAAUGCAAUAACACAAUGAAUGCACACAUCUAAUAACACAUUUAAUUAUUGUCAACAAAGGAGCUACAAUAAAAUAAAUAACAUUUAUGUAAUAAAAUCAAAGAAUGAAAAUGUGUGAACUGUUAAACUGUAUUUUCUAUAUGGGUAUUGGAAUGUGAAUAUUACACAGCCAAUCACAUUGCUGUGCUCUACCACAAUCAGAAGAAUUGCUCUGGCUAGCCACUAAACAGAUGGUAUUGCUUCCAAGAAUUGACCAAUCAGAAAAAGCUAAGGUUGCCCCACUAGCAGUGGGUAAAUGUUUGAAUGCUUCAUUCAAAUACUUUUUUUCCACCAUAUUUAGCAAAUAUAUUCAUUAAAAAUCCUACAAUGUGA